Molecule: messenger RNA, 2555 nt
Organism: Dendronephthya gigantea
Lineage: Eukaryota; Metazoa; Cnidaria; Anthozoa; Malacalcyonacea; Nephtheidae
Product: microfibrillar-associated protein 1-like
Exons: 17
Coding region: 82-1422 (446 amino acids)
Biological process (GO): mRNA splicing, via spliceosome
Cellular component (GO): U2-type spliceosomal complex
Molecular function (GO): RNA binding
Source: RefSeq, a predicted model, not a curated record
UAAAAAUCGAGAAUAUUUAUAUCAAAUUUAGUCAUUUUAUAAUAAAUCGUCUCAUGUGAGAACAUUUUAAACUAUCAGACAAUGUCUGCUGCAUCAAAAUUUCCCAUCCAAUCGACAGCAGGAGCUGUUCCUGUCAAAAAUGAAAAAGGUGAACUGUCAAUGCAGAAAGUUAAAGUCACAAGAUAUGUGGCAGGAAAGAGGCCAGGUUAUGCACCUUCAUCCAGCGAUGAGGAUGAUGAAGAAGAAGAUGAAUUUGUUCAGGAGCAACGUGAACCAGUUGACAUCCUUAUGGACAGGCGGUUGAAAGAGGAAUAUGAUAAAGCUGAGGAAACUGACAGACGUUUAAAGCGAUUACAAGGUCGAGAACGGACAGAUAUAUCAGAGGUUGUAAGAGAACGACAUCUUGAAGAACCAGAAGUUCUUGCAACUGGUGAAGAUCAACAAUCUGAAGAUGAGGAAACAGUGCACAUGCAAAGGCAACAUUACAUGGAGGAGAGCAGUGGUGAUGAAGAUGAAGAAGAAGUUGAUGAUGCUGAGUUUGACAGGAGAAGAGCUAUACUAAGGCAAAGAAUUGCACAGAAAGAAGCACAAACUGAUUUGUUAGAUGUUGAGGAGGAACCAAAGUCUGACCAUGACCAAGAGGAGGAAGAUGAGUCAUCAGAGUAUGAAGAGUAUUCAGAUUCAGAUGAAGAAUUUGGGGCCCGACUUAAACCUGUCUUUGUUAGAAAAUCAGACAGAGUGACAAUCCAAGAAAGAGACAAGAUGACUCUGGAUGAGGUGAAAGAGGAAGAAAAAAAGAAAAAAAUUAUGGAAGAAAGACGAAGAACUUCCAGAAAGUUGGUUGAAGAGAUUAUUCACAAGGAAAUACAAGCAGAACAAGGAGUUGAAAAAGAAGAAGAUGUUGUGAUCACUGAUGAUGAAAAUGACGAAGAAGAGUAUGAGGCAUGGAAGGUCCGAGAGUUGAAAAGAAUUAAAAGAGAUCGAGAAGAAAGAGAAUUGAUGGAGAAAGAAAAGAUUGAGGCAGAACGUCUCCACAAUAUGACAGAGGAAGAAAGAUUGAUUGAAUUGAAGAAUAAUCCAAAAAUUGUUGUCAACAAAAUGCCUAAAGGAAAGUACAAGUUCUUACAGAAAUAUUAUCAUCGUGGAGCAUUCUUUCUUAAUGAAGAAGAUCAAGUGUACAGACGAGAUAUUACUAAUCCAACUUUGGAAGAUCAUUUUGAUAAAACAGUUCUCCCUAAAGUCAUGCAAGUUAAGAAUUUUGGAAGAUCUGGUCGAACAAAAUAUACACAUCUUGUGGAUCAAGAUACAACUUCGUUUGAGUCUCCCUGGGCGCAGGAGAACACCUUAAAUCUUAAAUUUCAAGCCACUCAUUCAGCAGCAGGGAAACAAGUUUUCGAGAAACCAUCGAAGCGGAGAAAAUGAUAAGAAGAAAACAACCAGGUUUGACAUUUACCACCGAAUAUUCUGGCUGAACCUAUGCGGGAUGUCCUUCAGAGUAUAUUUAUAUGAAUCUCACAGUCGAGUUCACUCGCGAACCUUUCAUAAACUACUGUAGCUUUAUUUCACCUAAAAACUACAGACGCAUUGCCCACAUUCCGUCGAUCUCAUGUUAACGGGUCGUUUUUGUAAAAAGAUCGUUUUUUUGGCUAACAAUAACAGUACAUCAAUUACUGUUGAUUCAAAGUCAAUUGUCUUGUCAAUGUUAGAAAUUAAAAAUCGUUUAAAUUACUAUCAGCGAAUGUAAAAAUGUGUUCGUUCUUAUGAAGCUACAUGCAUUCUCUCGAAAUGUAUCUUCAGAGAUUUCAUGUUGAAUUCUUGUGCCAAAAUUCCACAUAUAGAAUUCAAUUAUAGAAGAAUUUGUUUCUUGCAUGUGUGUUUAGCCGAAGUUUAGAAUGAAAGAAUAAGACAAUGAAGAAACAUGACGAAUACGAUGCCGACUACAUUAUCAUUGAAAUGUGUUCGUGUAUAAACAAAGACUUCCUUGUCUCUCCGUGUAUAGUAAAUCUAAUUUUGUUAGCUGUGUAGGGAUUAAAAUAUUUAUGACCAAAAAAGGAUGCCGUUUGAUUUAAAAUCCCUUUCAAUGCGAAGUAACAUACUGUAUAUGUGUUUAGUAAUCUGUGACUUGUUUAACCCGUGUUUUUUCUGAAGUCAUGGAAUGUGUGAAAUCAAGUUCAUACCAUAAACCACCACUUUAUAAACAAAUAGAGCAAUUUCAUUUAUUUAAAAUACAAGAAGAGUUGUACAAGGUUGAACCUCUGGUUAAAAUUAGGAUCGAAUUAUUGCAUACGCGGGGAUGAAUUACCUCACGUGGAUGAGGAUGCUAUCACGCUUUCUAUUAUGCAAUGUGCAUGGUAUAAUUUCCCAGUUGUAAACAUCGAUGUUUUGAUAAUAACGCAAACUAGAGCAUAUAAGAUGAUGGAUAGUGUUUGUCAAAAGUGAUGUGUUUCUAAAUUUACUCAUCCAUAAAAUACUACGUAUGUAACAGUGCCUAUUUUUUAAAUUAACCUUUGUAUUGGUCGAAAUUUACUGGCUAAUUACUCUAUUGGGGAUUAAUU